AAAUUAAAAGUAACAACAACGAGACAGCGGCGGCAACAAUUAAUACCGCGCGCACUCGAAGGCGCGCAAUUAAACCGCCCAACCGAUCAUGCGCCGGGGGGAAUUACGUAACUCGUUGGGAGAAUCUUUCGUUCGGGAUCGGAUGCGCUUCGAAAUUUCACGAAAAGUAUAUUAUAAACUGUACCCGCGCGCAUCGAGGCGUGUGUACACUGUAAAAAAUAAUUUUAAAUUUCAAGUACUUUUAAAGGACAUUGAUACCUCAAUAUUCAAGUCGGUAUACCUUAAUGACCUAUUAAGUGAUAUUUAAUUUAAAGUUACAAGAAGUAACCAAAAAAAAAAAUAAUUUUUACAUGAAAAAUAAAGUACCAAUAUGAAAAUUAAUGCACUGGUACUUAUAAUAAAAUUAAAGAAAAUAUACUGGAUAUUUAUUUGACUAAUACGUGGAUUUUAAAGUAAAGGACUUUAAAACUACUGCAUAUUUUAUGAAAUUGAAUUACAAUACUUGCAUUAAAAAUAAUGCAAAAUACUUGAAAAUUACAAAACUGUCGUGUAUUCUAAACUCAGGCAAGUAUAUUGAAAUUUCUACGUACUUUUACUGAUAUUUCAAGGUACGUAUUGUAAAAUAAAUGCAUAGUUAGAUAUCGCGAGUUAAAAUACUCGCAUUGAAAAUAAUGCAAAAUACUUGAAAAAUACAAAACCGUCGUGUAUUCUAAACUCAGGCAAGCGUAUUGAAAUUUCCACGUACUUUUACUGAUAUUUCAAGGUACGUAUUGUAAAAUAAAUGCGUAGUUGGAUAUCGCGAGUUUAAAUACUUGCAUUGAAAAUAAUGCAAAAUACUUGAAAAAUACGAAACCGUCGGGUAUUCUAAACUCAGGCAAGCAUAUUGAAAUUUCCACGUACUUUUACUGAUAUUUCAAGGUACGUAUUGUAAAAUAAAUGCGUAGUUGGAUAUCGCGAGUUUAAAUACUUGCAUUGAAAAUAAUGCAAAAUACUUGAAAAAUACGAAUCCGUCGGGUAUUCUAAACUCAGGCAAGCAUAUUGAAAUUUCGACGUACUUUUACUGAUUUUUUGAAGUACGAACAUAAAAAUUAUAGUAGCGUUUUAACUUGACUUGACUUGGGAUAAUCAUCGGACAUACGUGCACUUGGUUUAUAUAAUCUAUCGAAUACAAAUCAGAAUUGUCCCGUGGAGGUAAUAUAAUUCAAAUAGCAGCAUCGAACAUCGUUAUGUUCGCGCACGGAAAUAGGUAAGUUAUAAAAUAUAAUCGUUCAAUUUUAUUUAAAGGUUAUUAAUAACGAUAAUUUUGUACUUUGGGUACUGUAAAUGAUCUACAAAACUUCUUUGAGUCUUAUUCACACUGAAAAAAUCCUACGACUGGACAAAAAAUUUACCAAUAUCUUCAAAUAUUGGGUAUUGAGCAAAUAAAUGUUGAUACAGCAGUACAAUUUUAUUUGUCUGAUUUCAUCGAAAACAUACCAUUUCCAGGAAACCAUUUUUUUGUAUUUAAACAUCCAUUAUAACCCAAAGAAAUGAAAACCUUGCAAGCCUUCCUUACACGUUAAACAAAAAGCUUUUUAUACUGCAUAUGUAUACAAAAAGGUAAUGCAAAAAGCUUAUUAUAUUCUGCAUAGGUAUACAAAAUAAAACUAUUCAUUGAAAAUUCAAAAGUAAUAGUAUUGAAAUCGAUAAAGUAGAUUGCCGAAUAAGUAUUAUCGAUAUGAGCGCUACAUCUUAGGCUCACUCUUAGGCAUUAAAAACAUUAUGAUAGUUCACCGUUCACGUGUAAAAGAGCUUAUAGAUAGCAAGUGCAGAUGUUUAAUCAUUUUUAAUUGUUAUUAUUAAUUGUGCAUGCUGCAGCCUACCUGUAUCUGAAAGAUACGUACGGAAUAUACAAUUUCUUUACCUGAUCAAAGGAAUCAAAGGAAUUAUAAAACAAAUACCGCCUUAUUUAAGAGGCUAAACGUAUAUGCGUAACUAUAACCUUAAUUGGACAUUUGGACGGUAUUGCAUCAGUUUUACAAUGUACUUAAGUGAGUUAUCAACUUUGUACGAUUGAUUGAAAAACCAUUACAGAGUUACAGGCCUUUCAAAGAGUUGACUCCGAGAUAUAAGAGAAAAAAUGUAUAAGCGUUGCCUGCUGCGUUACAGAAUUAUCCUUGUAUCGACGUAAAAAGUUUAACAUUAGAAAAUGUACGAUUCCCAGGAUAGAACUUUACCCAUCGAGUACGUUCUGAAUAAACAUAAAUUCCAAAAAAUAUCGAUGACAGUAUCAAGCAUAUUAUUAAAACAAUAGUUCAUUGCACGUCUUGAAACUUUUUAUAAGAAAGUCAUUUCAGCAAUACGUUCAAACUUCAACAAGUAAAGCACUUCAAAAAUAUAUGCAACUUGCUAUUAUAACCUCUAGUAAAAAAUGUAGAAAAUAUUGCUUCAGUUUUCAUAUGACUUGUGAUAAUCCUUAAAUAUUCUGAGUAUGAUAAAAUAUUUUGAGUGCAAUGGUGCCUUAUCUUGACUAAUAUCAAGUUGACACAUUCUUAGAUUUCGAAUUUGAUUUGAACGUGUUAAGCUUGUCAAUAGCCUGUAGAGACAAGUAUAUAUAUAUAUCUUGAAUUUGUGAAUGAAUCAUUAGGACCUUUCUUCUUCGCAACUGAGUUUAUCUGUUGGGUGAGCCUGGAGUAUUUGUUAUUGUAUGCAAUUAUUCAACGACGUACAUCCGACUCCUUGGCCUUAAGUUUCCAGUGAUAGACAAAUAUAGCAUAUUCCCAUAAUAUCAAAAAAAAUUCUAAGUUCCAGUAUACGAAUCUCUCUAUUAAGAUAACAGCUUCACAACAAUCCAUUUGAAUAAAUUAGAUACUUUUAUAACUACAAUGUAUUUUGAAGUUGUUUUUUUUUUUUAUGCUGGAGUAUCAUCAUUUAUUUUCAAGAAAAAACUUGUAUAUUAAAAAAUAUUAUCCAGUAAGCAAAAUUUGUGAAUAACAAACAACUUCAACAAGUGAAGCACUUCAGAAAUUUCAGUAUCCUAUUAUUUUACUUGAAAAUCUUGAAAAAUUACAGAGAAUAUUGCAACAGAUUCCAUGCGACUUGUGAUAAUUCCUAAAUAUUCUGACUAUUAUAAAAUAUUUUGAGUACAAUGAUGUCUUAUCUUGACUCAUAUUAGAUUGAGACAUUCUUAGAUUUCAAAUUUGAUUUGAAUUUGUUAAACUUGUUAGUAGCCUAUGGAGACAAAUAAAUAUAUGUAUAUCUAGAAUCUGUGAAUGAAGAAUUAGGACCUUUCUUUUCUUAACAGCUGGAUUUAUCUGUCGGGUGAGCCUGAAGCAUUUGUUAUUGUAUACAAUUACUUGACUUGAAAAUCAUGAAAAACCAGCUUAGGAGCAGUUGAAGACAGCUUUUAUACACAGUCCAAAAAAACGGAUUUUUUGUGUAUCAUAUCAGAUUGCACUUAUCUGGAGAUUUUAGUAGUAGUCAAGUGCUGCAAAUUUUAACAUUAUAUAAAGUAAAACAAAACAUUUAUAAGCCUGCUGUUGACGUGAAGGUAAAAUUUGUAGAUAUUGUAAACUUGUGUGUGACGUUUACGCCAGUGUGUUUGUAGUACUACAUAAUUUUUAACGAAGAUAAAGAUUUGUGAAAACUAUAAACCAUGUGUAAUUUAAAAACAAUCAAAUGCAGUGAGUGCAAGUUUUUAUAUCAUGAGCUGCAAAAAAAUAUUUGGAUUUUUAGAAUUAUUACAAUCAUGAAAACUAAAAUGAUAUUGAAAUAUCACUUGGCCGUUUUAAAUUUUUUCAUCCGACUUACAAAUACUUCUUGGUUCUUGUACGGCUUAGAUUUACAAAGCAUAAAUUUGGAUAAAAUAGGUAUUGCAUCUGAUCUACGAAACUUCUUUGAGUCUUAUUCAAACCCAAAAAAGCAUAUAAACGGACAAAAAAUUGACCAAUAUCCUCAAGUUUUGCAAAUAAAUGUGGACGCAUAUCGAAUGGGUCGUCUUUAUACAAUAGAACAUCCUGGAAAAUCAAGAGUUAUGAUCAAAGCUGACAGCAUUGAAGGAAUAAAGUCUGCAGCGAUUGAAAAAUUCAAACUGUCUGGAGAAAAAUCAUAUAAGCUGUUAUUAAUGCCGGACCAUAUUGAAAUGGACGAUGAUGAAAUUUUGUUCGAAUAUACCAUGCAACAAGGAAACACAGCAAUUGUCUUUCGUGUUGUCGAUGCGGAGUUUAAUAUUGAAAAUAACUCUGAAAAAGAAAAUGAUGCAAAAGAAAACAACAAAAAUGAUGAAAAUGCAUUAGUUCCCAUGGUGCCAAAUAACGGGGAUGUCCGGAAUGAAUUAGUUCCCAGGGUGCGAGAUAACGAGGGGGCCCAAAAUCCUCCCAUUGUAAGCGUCAAAGAGGGUAUAUGGGAUAAAAUUCCAGGAGAUAUCUUAAAUGAUUUAAAUGCAGGAAGAAAUUUGAGAGAUGGAGAUAGAAAUGUCGUUUUGUGCUUGGUCAGAGAUUAUAUGUACUAUGGUAUUAAAGAUUGUCGUAGGAGUAAAGCUAUGGAACUUGCACAAAUGUUAUGCGCCAAAUAUCCUGCUUCAUUCUCUGCCACAGUUGGCACAAGUAAGCAAACAUUUGGAAACGGUUAUGAAGACACAUUUGAUUCAUUGUACAAUAAGGUCAUGUAUAAGAAAUGGUCUGAUGAACAAGAAAAAAAGCGCACUCGAAAUUCAAAUGAAUCCUCUGACUCGGAAGAAGAACAAGUGAUAAAGAAAAAACAAAAAAUUACAAAGUUUGACGUCUACGGUUGCGAAGAAUAUGCACCACCGUUACCAGAGGCAGAGACCCUUGAUACUCAAGAAACAACGAGAUUGCAGUUACUAGAUCAAUAUAAAUUGGAAAAUACAGAAAAUGUUGAUGAAAUGAUGAUGAAAUGUUAUCCGACUAUCCGAAUGAAACUGAACGAAAAACCGGAUUUACUCGACAUUGAAAAAGAUUGGCCAUUUCUACAAACUCCUGAAUUCUUUUUGCAACACUGCAAUAGAUUACUCGGCAAAAAUGUCGUCAACACCUGGACUACUUCAUUACAAAAAAAAUGUUCAGGAAUUAAUGACUUUAUGAGACAAUGUAAAAGUAUGAAAAAAAAAGAAACUUUCAAGAAAGUCAGGAAAGAAUUCAAGGCAGCUUCUGAAACUAGAAGAGAUCAGAUACCCACUUCAAUAGGGGCAAUAUUAUCAGUUAUAAUAUAUUUUUCGGAAGAUGAGAAACUUCUUUACAAGAUAUUGAGUAAUGCAGGUGAAUCCUCCGACGAUUCUGAUAUAUCGCCGUAUCCUUUUCUUGAAGUACAAGGUGAUUCUCUGUAUGAUGAAUUAGCCGUGAGCACAGUAAUAAUUGAUGGGAAGUACAAAAUAAAAACUAAUGACGUCGUUGAAGGUCUGCUAAUAACUUUCUUGGCCUAUUAUGUCUAUGGAAUUAUGUACCCCUCGGGCUUGGCUAAAACAUUGGAAUUUAUUCAGAGAUUAUUCAUGGAUAUCAAUCCGACUGAAGGAAGUAAAUUUCAAUAUAAAAAAAAGAAAAACUUCAAUGCAGGCGUUCGUAAAUUGUCAAAUCUACUUGACGAGUUUACCGAAAAUUUCACUUUGACUUAAGCUUCAGAUUUAUUUACAGCUCUGUCAUUUUUUUUUUAAAAGUUACCAAAUUUUAAAACACGUUUGAAUAUUUAGUUUUUUUGUCAUGUUCUCAUUAUAAGAUGAGUCUCUAAUCUCUAUUAUCUAUGUCACAAUAUUUCAGUUUCAAAAAUAAAUAUACU
This is a messenger RNA of Trichogramma pretiosum, 5769 nucleotides long. RefSeq lists its product as uncharacterized. The transcript is spliced from 7 exons. The record is from RefSeq and is a predicted model, not a curated record. Lineage: Eukaryota; Metazoa; Arthropoda; Insecta; Hymenoptera; Trichogrammatidae. The coding region runs from base 3635 to 5608 and encodes 657 amino acids.